AUGCGCCACGUGCUAUUCAAGCACAGCAGCCACCCGGGUGUGCCUAUAUCGAGGGAGGAGCUCAAUAAAGUAAUCUCCGCGCAGCUGGCCGGGAGGCGCGUGACGGGGCUGCCGAGUGUGAUUAUAAAGGAGGCUCAGGCGCGGUUCCCGGCGGCGCUGGGAUUCGAUAUGAGGGAGCUUGAAAGAGGGACACGGGGAAGAGGGGCAGGCGGAGGGGGAGGGGGACAUGACGGGGAUGAGGCAGGGGGAAGGGGAGGAGAGGACGGGGGGGACGGGGGAGGAGGUAGGGGAGGAGGGGGAGGGGGAGGGGCGAAGGAGUAUGUGUUACAGAGCCGGUUACCAGCGGCGGUGCUGUCGCGAUUCGUGGACACCCCAGAGCAGGCAGCAGGCAGUGCGUUCACCACUGUGGUGUGUGCGUUGAUCAAAGGCGCUGGAGGGAGCAUCCCCGCAGAGAAGCUGUGGGCGCUGCUGGGAGCAAUGGGGGUGCGGCGGGGGGAGGAGAGGCACCCCCAGUUUGGGAACGUGGAGGAGAGCCUAAAGCGCAUGGAGAAACAGAGAUAUGUGAUUCUGAUGAAAGGGGCACGCGGGGCGGGUGGGGAGGAGGAGUGGGCGUAUGAGCUGGCAGAGCAUGCCCGGCAGGGCAUCGGGGCAGAGAGAUUGCAGAAGCUUUUCAACGAGACUGUUGCAGAGGUGCAAGAUGGACCCCCUUCCCAUGACUUGAGAUGA
This is a messenger RNA of Closterium sp. NIES-65, 726 nucleotides long. Lineage: Eukaryota; Viridiplantae; Streptophyta; Zygnematophyceae; Desmidiales; Closteriaceae. The record is from the annotation of a GenBank genome assembly.